UUCAACAACUACAAUCUGAUAACACAAAGAAAUCGAUUGAGAGCGGUCAAAGUUUAUCUGACGCGAAUUCUGCGACCGAGAUGCAAAUAGAAGUGACACCAUCUGUUCCCUCGGCACCUGAAAUUCACCCAGAUUUACCCCAAGUUGUCGCAAAGCCGCCAACUCCAAAAAUCUCAGAUCCAUUACCUAAAGUUGUAAAGGAAACACCUGUUUCACAACAAUCAGAGUCUGGAAAUUUAGAGAAUGUUGCACAACCGGAAAAUUCAUCUAACGUGUCAGCUGGUAAUGUAAGAGAUAAAGAAAUACCCAAAUCACCAGUUAAUCCUCCUGCUUCUGAACAGUCAGAUGCUACUCAAUCAGUGAAUGUAAGCGAUGGAACGGUAGGUGCAGCAACAACGACGGGUUCAACAGCGACCAAUAUAACUACAACUACUACAGCAACGACUAACAGUCCUGCGCCUACUACUGCCACCGUUGCCACAUCAAAUACGUUAAAUACACCAAGAGAGAGACCACCAGUUAAAUUACAGAGGAAUCGUGGGUUAUUAACACAGCCAACGUCACCUCGCACAACACCAUAUCAAUCUACAUCUGCGACAACAGUUGAAGAACAAAAAUUAGCUCAAACUAAUCAACCACAAGUUACUUCUGGAACUACUGAAGUGGUUAAAAGAGAAGAAUCCGCAGCAACAGAAGUAAAACAAACAGUCGUUCUAGAGGUGUCUGCAGUGCGAAAACGUGCCAGAGAAGAAGAAGAUACCGAGGAACAGGGGAAAACAACUCAGGAGUCGACCGCUAAACCAUCCGAUAAUGGUGGAAAGUGUAAAAGUGGAACCAAUAGGGCAGUCCUCCGGUUCUACCGAAGUAGUCGAGGAAGGUACGACACCUCAAGGAGCGUCAGGAUCUAA
This is a messenger RNA of Acaulospora morrowiae, 908 nucleotides long. NCBI's taxonomy places the organism in Eukaryota, Fungi, Glomeromycota, Glomeromycetes, Diversisporales, Acaulosporaceae. The record is from the annotation of a GenBank genome assembly.